AUGUGUGACAUUUGGCUGCCAUUUUGGUUUUCAUCACCUGUACCGUGCUCUCUCACUCAGGUCCUACAAGCUCUGUGCUCACUCUGUUUGGGACGUCAAGGUGGUGCAGUCCGACUGAACCAAGAUUUAAUCUACAGUACUCUGUUACCCCAAAGAGAUUUGCUGCUACAGACAAAGCUGGUUGAUCAGUGCGGUUCAAUGCGCCCUAAUAUUUUUGUGGGUAUAAAAGAAGGUGGUUCCAUGUAUCCUAAAUGGUACUUUGAAGUGAUCAUUGAUGCAUUGGAGACAGUUACGCACCAACCUGCUCAAAUUCGCAUCGGCUGGGGAAACACAGAGGGUUACGAUGCUCAACCCGGUGGUGGAGCCGGUUGGGGUGCGGCAAGUCUUGGAGACGAUCUGUUCAGUUACGCCUUCGACGGACGUUACUUAUGGGCCGGCGGUAAGCCUAAACAAGCCAGUAUUGGAACGGACGACUCCGUCCCAGAAGAACCAGCAAAUGGAUUACCCCUGAGAAGCGGUGACAUUAUCGGAUGCCUGUUGGAUUUAACCGGACCAGUCAUUCAGUUUAAUGUUAACGGCCGAUUAGUACGAGGUUACUUCCAGGAUUUCAACACCACCGGUCUCUUCUAUCCGUGCAUCAGUAUGAAUGCGAAAGCCAGCGCCCGUUUCCUGUUAGGUGCAAAUCAAGGUCGUUUGAGACACGGGCCGCCACCUGGUUAUGCACCAAUCUGCGAUGCCCGGCAACCAGGUCAACGUUUGCGUCUCGAACCGGUAUUUAGUUUCGGUCAGUUGGAAAAAUCCGUAUUCACCGGACCAUUAGCAUCUCCUACUCCACAGCAAUCGGUCUUUGUUCCGCAAACCGUGAGAACAUCACAUAUCCAGUUGCCAAACAAUGUGGAGAUCGUGCGGGACCGCUUGGCGGAAAAUUUGCAUGAAAUGUGGUCCAUGAGAAAAAUUGAUCAAGGCUGGAAAUACGGCGAGAGGCGUGAUGAUCAAAAUGGUUUGCAUCCAUGUCUGACCACUUUCGGCAAAUUGCCCACUCCGGAUCGGCAAUACAAUGUGACGCUGGCCUAUGAAACAUUGCGCACAAUAGUGGGUCUAGGCUACAACAUCACCUACGAGCCUUUGCCUGAAGGUACUCGAAUGAAAACAAUCAAACUUCCAAAUAGCUUCACGCAAGUAAACGGAUACAAGCCGCAACCAUUGGACUUGUCCCAGAUUCGGCUAUCAUCUCGAUUGGAAUCUCUUGUGGAUCAACUGGCGGAAAAUACCCAUAACAUGUGGGCUCGUGAUCGUAUCAGUCUGGGAUGGACUUACGGAUUUAUGGAGGACCAAGCGCAAAAGCGGAGCCCUCAUUUAGUGCCCUUCCGUGAGGUGGAUCCGGUGAUCAAACGCUCAAAUCGUGAAACUGCGAUUGAGACAGUAAAGACACUCUUAGCUUAUGGCUAUUCCGUGGAACUGGGGAGUACAGACUCGUCUGAUGCAACCCGAGGUAGCACCGGUGACUACACUGGGCCGACAAGAACAUACCGUGGCCAGGCUACACGUGCUGUUACACGCGGCAAGUGGUAUUACGAGGUUGAAAUUCUGACGUCAGGCUUUGUGCGCGUUGGGUGGGCAAGGAAGUCUGCGCCUCCAGAUGCCAUUAUAGGUUCAACCAGUGGCUCGUAUGCGUUUGCUGCGCACCAGGCUCGUAAAUGGCACCGAGUGGGGACAACAUACGGGAGUGUUUGUCGACCGGGAGAUGUAAUCGGUUGUAUGCUGGAUCUGGUUGAUAAUACAAUAACUUUUUCACUCAAUGGAGAGCUGAUGAUGGAUCCCUUGGGUUUGGAAACGGCAUUUAAGCAUAUUAAAGUUGAUGAAGGUUACGUUCCUUCUUACACACUUGGUUCGGGACAGCAAGUUAAAGUAAACUUUGGAAAUGAUGUACAAACACUUAAGUUCUUCACCUACUGUGGAUUGCAGGAAGGCUAUAAACCAAUCUGCGUCACACCGUGCUUCAAAGUGAUCGGUAAGCAGGCCGAUCAUACUGCCUCAGAAGAAACACAUUUCUUACGCCUCAGUCUAGCCACACGAUGCAAGGAGCAGUUCACAACAAAAACACUGAAAGAACGUCACACCUAUUUAGACUCGUUGCGCCGACACGUAGAACCGGAAUUAGCUUCAGUCACUCCACAUUCUGUGCCCGGUGAUUCCACGAACUUAAAUCUUAUGGGACAUGAUAUGACUUCAUCAAAUUUGGAAAUUCGUGACCGCAGAGUUAAAAAAACCCGAUUGGGCAAUAUGUUCAAGAAAGGGAAAUCACGUGAUGCCAGUCCCGAUAUUGGUUCUACCUUGGGUGGUGGAGCGGGAGGGUCUAUGGCCAGUGGCGGAGGAAGCAGUCUUGCGGGUAGUAAACGAAGCGGUACACAUAACCAGAACUUGACAUCUGCCGGUCAGACAGGUCAAGGCAGUGCUGGUUCGGGAAGCUUGAUCUCGGGUACUGCUGGUGCUUUUUCGGGUGCACAAGGCAGUUUAUUGAGUGGUGGCACCGCGGGAAUACAAUCAAAUGUCCUUGCGCCAGAUACGUUGGGACUCGCUACUCCGUCCGUGCCCGCAGGUACCGCAAUUUUAUCACCUGGUCAACUUGGCACGCCUAUGUCCCCAGUUUCACCCACGGGGACCCAUGGAGCAUUCGCGCAAGAUGAUUUGGAGGGACUAGUGCCCGAUGCAUCAGGUCACAUGAUACCAAUUGCAAAUCUAGUCGAUGAGUUCUCUUUCACUGUGCUAGUUCUACCGGGUCAAGAUCCAGGACUUGUUCAUAUCGGAUGGGUGACCAACUAUUUCAAGUUGGCUAAACCUGCCGGCCCAGACAGCUCGUCUCUGUCUCUCAUUCAAAAUUUCCAACAACCCACAUUUGAUGCUGUGACAGGUCAGCCAUAUAAUCCUACCAUGGGUAACCAACUACAAGGGAUCAACUGUGUCGAACUGUUCACUGUACGCCAAGUUGCCGUGUGCCUUUUGGAGUCUGAUUUGACACUAAAGUCCGCCGUAGCCGAACGCGCCUCGUUUAUGGUGAACCUUGGUCAGUUGCUAAAUCAGAUGGCUACCCCAGAGGAUCUUGGUAGACGUAUGAGUCAGGGAUUGUCACUUACGUGUUGGGUAGAUGUAGCUACUGGCACUUUGGGGUUCGACUUGAAUGGCCGAGAUACAGGAAUACGUUUUCAGGUUGAACCUUCAACAAAGCUGUUCGGUGCCGUAUUUUACCGUCCAACUGUACGGGAGGCUAUCAACUUCGAAUUUAGCAGGCGAAAUCGUUAUACCCUACCAAUUACCGCUAGCAUGCUAAGACCACCAAGGCAACCAAACAGCAUGCCACCGCAUAGACUCAAAGUGCAGUCACUCCAGCGUUGGCACUGGGCUCGUGUCCCUCCAAGAACGGUGAAGCAGUAUAGUAUGAAAAUAAGUGAGCAACGUGGGUGGAGUACCAUUCUGGAAGAUCCUGUCUCCGAGUUAGCUGUGCAGUUACCCGAGUCUGGACGAUGUGUGACCGCACUGGAACUGGACGAAAUGCCACAUUUACUCAAGUUUCACUCGCACACCUUGGAAUUGUAUCAGGCCUUGUGCUGUCACGCCAACCACAAUGUUGCUCAAAGCCUUACACAUCACGUUGACGCUCAUCAACUGUUGCAUGUAAUAACGGCCGCUGAUAUUCCUGGCCCACUACGCUCUGGAUUUGUUGAGCUCAUGCUCACUAUGCAUGUGAGCAGCCAUGUAAAGUUAAAGCAGGUGACCGGGCGUGAGUUUAUAGUGCCCCUAAAUGUACUAGGCGCCAGCAAGAUAGAGUCUCUUGAUUACGGUCUCUCGGAUGAACUUGUUGACGAAGAGGGGGACGAAGCUCACUGCGAUCUAGACCGAAUUCCAGCAGUUACAGAACAUGUAAGCAUUCGUCCAGCUUUGAAGACAGAUCCACAUCUGCUGAUUCCUGGAGCUGAUGGUACUGGAAACAUCCCUUUACCCACAUCACAAGAAAUGGGUAAAGAAGACACUGCACUUUCUGCCGCCAUGUCUGCUGCUGGUCCGGGAGGUUUACUGAAAUUGGCUGAUUGCCCGGAUUUCCCGAUUACUCAGCUACGAGAUUUGUGUCUGAACUGUCUGGUGGACUGUGUCAAUAAAGGUGGGAAUAUUCGUGAUCCAGCUGGGGGCAAUUUUGAGCAUCUUCUAUUGCCCUUGUUGCGAACUGUGAACAGCCUGUUGGUCAUGGGAACAUUGGAUUCUACACAUUUAAACACAUUACUGGCUAUCUUGGAACCACAGGCGGUUAAGGACACGCGAAAUCUGAGUGCAUCUAUCAGUGGAAGUUUGUUGGACUUUCCAUUACCCGAGAGUGUGAAACUGGAGAUCUGCCGCCUAUUGCACAGUCUUUGUGACUUACAAUUACGUCACCGUGUGGAGCAAGUAGUAAAGUUCGCCAGCUCGUUUGUCAAGAGCUUGCAGUCGGAUCAGUAUUCGCGAUACAUGGCAAUCAAACUGUCGAAUCUUCCUUCGUCUGUGGCCGCUAGACGUACACGAGAGUUCCGUUGCCCAGCCGCAACCCAAAUGGCUAGUUUGCUCCGAAUGCCCGGUCCAGGCGGUCCGACUGGUCGUUUAGAAGAGAGACCAAAUGCUCCUCCAUCUGAACAAGCUAUUUCAAGCGAUUUGAUGGCCGAUGAAGAGGAGAUGGAAGGUGAAGAGACUAAUCGUUGUGCAGAGGAAGUAAAGGAUCUUCUGCGAAGAUUUCACAAACACCUAACCGAUAAACUGGGAGUAAUGCGACCAGAAGCGGAAGAAUCUGGUUCAGGUGAUCAACUGGGCUCUGUCUCAAUGACCGAUAGUGGCUAUAGCGAAUCCGGCCGCUUCACAUGCACGUUAACUCGUGCACCGGACAACCUCAGUUUGGUCUCCUUUGCUCAAGUUUAUCCGCCGGAUGAUUUACAAACCGCCUUAUCUCGAUUGCCCCAAGUCCCACCGGGGAUGGGAAACCCAGAGGAAGGGUCUGGUAUCCCGCCAUGGAUACUGAAAUCGCUGUGGACAUUAAUUACCAAGAAAGGAAACAGCGAGCCGACUCCGGAAGAGCAUGAAAUGUUACGUCGUCUGAUCGAAGAGGAAAAAGCAAAACAAAACAGCAAAAGCACGCUAGGGGAUUUGAUCGUUCGUACCAUCAUGAAAUGGGCUCGAUCGGGAUACAUCGAAAACUUGGAACUGAUUCGAGAAAUGUUUUUUGCCCUUUAUCGUCAAUACAACGCAAUCGAAGAGGUAAGCUCAUAUCUAACCUGUUUACUACAUUCAUUUCGGUUAUUUUAUUAG
Molecule: messenger RNA, 5325 nt
Organism: Echinostoma caproni
Lineage: Eukaryota; Metazoa; Platyhelminthes; Trematoda; Plagiorchiida; Echinostomatidae
Source: the annotation of a GenBank genome assembly